Mycena indigotica is the source of this 1227-nucleotide messenger RNA. RefSeq lists its product as uncharacterized. The coding region runs from base 1 to 1227 and encodes 408 amino acids. Lineage: Eukaryota; Fungi; Basidiomycota; Agaricomycetes; Agaricales; Mycenaceae. The record is from RefSeq and is a predicted model, not a curated record. The transcript is spliced from 3 exons.
AUGUUGGACCUACCACCGACCCUGCUGCAGUAUAUCUUCUCUCUACCUCUUGACCAUAUCGUCGCUGGCAUCCCAGAUCGCGAAGCCAAGAAUCUGCCUCCUCCAAGCAAGUCCAUUCAGCUUGAAAUUGCAACAGCAUUUCCACCACUACUAGCCCUGCUUGGUCUGGGCAGCGUGUCAGUCCUGUUAGCUGCAUUGCUUCUGCCCGGCAACGGCAAACCUACUCUAAAUGGCACGCUUUCUGAGGCCACAGUGCUUCGAAUACAUGCGUUGGCGGCACAUCAGCCUCACCGCCUGCCCGACAGCGAUGGCGACCCCGACGACACAAUCCCGGCUCUCCCAUUCUCAAAAUCUCCACGAAAACAAAGUCUCUUGAUAUUCUGGCUCCUUGCUCUCUUUCUUGUGGGGAUGCUAGCAUAUAUUUUUCGAGUCACGUGGGCGGCCACUCUCUCGUCAUUCAUCGCAGAGAAACGACACUCGCUAUCGUGGACGCUGACCAUAACGAUAUCAAUACUCCUCGCCAAAAUUGCGGGCCCGCUCACACGAUUCGUGCUUGUGUUCGUCCCCAUCGCUAAUGCUAUUGCUCAAUGGGGCAAGUACGCUUUCGUGUUACUCUCCGUUCGCCCAGUCGCGCUUCUGCAGCCUUUAUAUAUGGCAAGCACUCGGGUCGUUCACCAUAACUUCCCCAACUUGACUGUCGACCAUCCGAUCCAAACCCAAAUUGAUAAACUGUUUGCCUUGGCGUCGAGCGUCUUGAGCGUCUUGGGUGGCUAUCGGCUUGCUGCUGCACGCGUCGCAAGAAACCACACAACCGCUAUUAAAUGGACGACGCACUCGUUCGACAGUUUUUUCCAACUGAAGACUUGGCCGUAUCUGCCACUUGAGCAAAUGCGCAGUCUAACAGCGACGAUAAUCAGGCAUGUUCUCGCGUUCUCGUUGGGGGGUACAACAUGGGCGUCAAGUUCGCGACACAAGCUCUAUGCGAUGUUGGGUCCUGCGCUCCUUGUAACACUCAAUGAGGUUUACUACUACUGCACGUAUACCCCUCCACGCACAGAGUUCGAAAUUGCUCUCGAUCCUGUUCGCAUGGCCCUCCAGAGUCAAAAGUCGACUCUGGAUCGGCAGCAAAUUCUGUUCCAACGUUUGGCCGUAGAACAGGCUGAUUUCAAGCAGUCUUUAAUGCAAAGCUUAGACCGGCAUUUCGCCAACCUCAGGGAAGCGGAGUAA